CUAAGGUUAGUGUAGGCCAUGAUCUGGUGCUGUGCCAGCCGCAUCGAGCAGAAUAGUGGGGGUCCGCAUGCAGGCAGCAACAAAACGCUGUCGACCAUGGCGAAUGGCAAAGUGGUAGGCGUCAUUUAUUCUCAACUCCGAUUACAUCUGUUGUAUGCAUCUCGCCUAUUAGUCAAACGCACAACCUGAAGAUGGACGAACAAUCCCGGGCCUCGCAUUGUACCAUGUACAUAUUUCCGUUCUCUCUAUACUCAAUUAUGGCGAAAUUCACGGCGGCGCUUGGCCCAUUUACCAAGGAGGAGACCUUGCCCCUCUCGGUGGAAUACCGGCUUGUAAACCUCCAUCGUGGCGAGAAUCUUUCUGAAGCUUACUUGAUGCUGAAUCCAAAAGGCCAGGUUCCUUCCAUGAGCGUUCAGGGGCGACCUGAAGCUCUCACUAACAGUCAGGCGAUCUCGUACUGGUUCUGCGAGUUAUAUCCGAAACUAUUGCCUAAAGCGCAUCGAGAAGUGAUUGAAGUUUUGUUGGGUCAGCUACACUCCAUCGAGGGACUGUCCCUUUCAGCCCCUCGCCCAGAAGACCCCCAAGAGGACAACGUCGACCCUGCGUGUGACAACUUACUAGCGAGGACAGGCAUCAGCGACGAGUAUCGCAGGGCAUUGGAAUACAAGAAAGAAGUCGACCGAGGCCAUAUGCUGAAGGCCUUAUACCAUGAGAACAUUGAUCGGGCCGAAGAUCAAGCUCGUGUGUUCUUUGAAAACAUUAUCAAGGAGUGUAAGUUCGAGUCGGACGGCAGAGAGUGGCUUUUUGGCGAUAUAGUUGGACCAACAGUGCUUGAUGGUCAUGUCAUUCCGUUCGUCGCUCGACUUGUGGAGAGUGGCCGCGAAGCCCUAGUACCAGAUACCGUUCUAGAUUAUGCUCAGCGCAUAGUGAAAACUCAUCCCGCGUGGCUCGAGGUGACCCAUGGCAGACGAACUUCAUGGGAUGUCUCAUAUGGUCAUGUUCACCUGCUGGAGAAGAUCUAAAUCGAGAUAGGCGUGUGUAACUUUUCGUGGCAGGCACAAUCCCACUAGUCUUGGGUGAGUUUGCAAGGGGAGUAGCUCAAGAAGCUUUGGCAUCAAAUCCGUAACCAUGCCACGUGAUGUUGCCAUAGUAUCAGGGUGGCAUCUGCUUUCAAGCUCAACUUGUACAGUGGCUACGAGAAUCAUCAAAUAUGAUAGUUUACUCAUCGACUCAUACACUGGCUCAAUCUGGAUCAUGUCACACCGAAAGACAAUGGUGGGAUGCAUUUUCGAAAG
Truncatella angustata is the source of this 1295-nucleotide messenger RNA. RefSeq lists its product as uncharacterized. Bases 192 to 1022 code for a protein of 276 amino acids. NCBI's taxonomy places the organism in Eukaryota, Fungi, Ascomycota, Sordariomycetes, Amphisphaeriales, Sporocadaceae. The record is from RefSeq and is a predicted model, not a curated record. The transcript has 3 exons.